Molecule: messenger RNA, 2474 nt
Organism: Oldenlandia corymbosa var. corymbosa
Lineage: Eukaryota; Viridiplantae; Streptophyta; Magnoliopsida; Gentianales; Rubiaceae
Source: the annotation of a GenBank genome assembly
GUGCAGCGGAGGCUGCAAAGAGGGGCCAAUUCUUAGCGGUAAAUUUUGUUUUCGUACUGCAAUUCUUCAUCACUUCAUUGAUUUUGGUCACUUAAUUUUGUUCAGUCUGUGCUAUUUUCGAUUCUGGUCACUUAAUUUUGUUCACUCUGCUAUUUUCUUAUAAGGCCUAUAUUUUGUUGGAAGGUGAUCAGCUUCUGAUUUAUCGAUCCUUUGUUGAUUUAGCAAACGAUCAAUUUUGCUCACAUGUUUGGAUUUUGCACAAGGGAUUCUCAAUAAUUUGCCUGUUUCACCACAGCUUUAGACUAAAGAAUUUGGUUGGAUUAGUAUAGUUGUUGACUUAAGGUUUCAGUUUGCCAGAACCAAAAAUGUAGUCUUGCUUAAACACACACAAAAAAAAAAAAAGUAUUCUUCAAAUAUAGCCAAUCCCAUGUAUGAAUUUUUCUUGAGAACUGAGGAUAGUGCUUCUUUAGAUUUCAGUACUCUAAAGUCUAUGGUUUGUUUACUGAGAUGGAAUGCUAUUCCAUUACGUUCAAUAAGCCCCCUUGAAACUCUUUUUUGAUCUCUGAUGGUUUAUAAUAGAGUCAAAUUGCUCAGCUUUAUUCCCUGCUGUUUGGUGGUUUUAGUUUUGAUAUGCAUUUUUUUUUCCAGUUCAUUAAGCUUCAGGUACCUUUGAUGAUGGUUCAAAGUGAUUUCCAAGCUGAUUUAAAAAAUUUGGAGAACUAAACACUAAACGGCUAGUCAUUCACCUGGAACAGUAGCUUUCUUUGGAAUCUGUUUGUUAGAGUUGUGAUAUAAUUACCUGAAUGAAUUGUUGACUAUAGGGUUUCGUGGUGGACCCCCGCUGUUUCCUCUACUGGUGUGAAAGUGAUUUUAUUUGUUGAUAAGAUCUGUAGAGAAUUUUGUGCCAUUGAUGUUCCGAGUGAUGGUUUUGUGGUUUUAAAUUGUCUUGAAUUCAUCUCAGAAUGGAGAAACUGGGUGAAGAGCUAGUCGCUUCUGGCGAGAAUGCUCCUGAGGAUGAGAAGUCUUGUUCAGAUCCUGAAACCGAAUCAUUUUUGUUCCUGCCUCCUGAAACUGUCUUUGAGAUCAUUAGCAGGUUGCCUGUGAAGUCCUUAUUGGUGUUUAAAACUGUUUGUAAACUGUGGUGCUCUAUGAUUGAGGACCGCAAGUUUGUUGAGGUGCAUAUGAAACGCUCGAACACUAUUUAUGUGUGCAAAGAAAAAGGAGACACAAAGGAAUUUGAAUGCCUGGCUGUCAAGGAUGGUCUAUUGGUGGAGAAGCACCGGAUAACAAAGAAGUAUAGGAUCCAAAACCCUGCAACGAAGUAUAAGCUUGAUCUUCCUGACCCGCAUCAUAACCUCAAAUACACAAAGCUCGUUUAUCUUCCAAGCACAGACACUUAUAAGUUGAUCAAUGUCUAUGGCAAGAAAGGAAGUAGACUCGGAGGCUGUGAAGUUCUGUCAAUAGGAACUGAUAUGGCAUGGAGAACCCUUGAUAUUCCUAGCUUUUAUGACCUCAACAGAAGACGAAUGAAAGGGUCAUAUGGUUCUAUAGAUGAUAGAUUCUACUACAUGAGGUUUUCUAGUCACCAAAUUGUCUGCCUUGAAAUGGAUAGUGAGUCCUUCAAAAUUUUGAAGGUUCCCCAAGCUCUCUUCCAAAGUUGGGAUAGCGUUGUACCUAUUAGCUGGGACAAGAAGUUAUCCCUGGCAAAAGUUUUAGGGCUUGAGCUUCAUGUGUGGGUUCUGGAAGAUUACAAGAAGCAAACAUGGGGCGAAAGAAAGAGAAUCAUUUCUUUGUCAUUCUUGAGCAAUUAUCCGAACAUAACAGAGAAGCCGAAACCACGCACCUUUAGUAAGGGUCGGUUGCAAUUUCGCUCACACGAGGAUCAUAGAAUAGCCUAUUAUGUUGAAUCUGGAAAAGUACACAUCAAAUAUGUGCCGGAAGGAGAGAAGAUUGAUUACAUUAUGCACCACACGCUUGUGAAUCCGUUAGGGGUUGAGACAAACAGGACAAACAAAAAUGCAGGAGUAGUCUAAAGUUUGCAUCAUUGGAGGAUUUUCUUUGAUGGUGCAGAUUGUGAUGUGACUGCUGAACUUGGCAGUGUAAAGAACUAGUCGAGAUGUAAGCAGGUGUCCUGUAUCUGUAUAUUACCUGCCAUUUGAAAUGAACUCUGUAAAAUCUUGAAUUUGGGUUUCAAACAAGCCUAAAUGUUUACUAUCAGCUUGCUGGACUGGAUUCUUGAUUCCGAAUACCUACUUGCUUCAUCUUUUAAUGCUGCAUCAUCAAUGAUAUGAUUCAAACCUACAAUCAGCUUCUUUGUACCGGGACUGAUCAGCCGGCCUUGGAGUUAUAAAACAGUACUAAAAUCGGUUGAGCUUAGCUUGUGAUACUUUCGGGCUUAAGAAGAUAGCAUUUGAUCAUUGUUACAAAUAAGUUGAUUCUUGAUAGAGUUUUAUCAUCGUACAAAAAAUAGAGAA